UGGUUACCGAAUAAACUUGUUAUGACGGACGAGGUGUAAAAUCCCUCCCAAGAGAUUUUGUCAUGGUGGGCCAAACGUCACAUUCUGGUAUAACAUUUGAAUCUCAUAACAUAGAUAAAUCGUUUCUACUUAAAAAGGCCAGCUGACUGGAGGGAACAAAAUGGCUGCAUCGCUACGGGGUCAGCUGGGGGUCAAAAGCAGCCCACUGUGCCCCACAGCCAGUAAACUGACGACUCAGUACCUGGUCCUGGAUCAUAUGAACAACCACUAUAAGAAACUGUCCAAUGUUAAGCCUUCCAUUGACAACACCCCUCCGAAGUCCAUUGCAAAGAGCCAGAAAGUUCGUGACAGAUGCCAGCGUGCUCAAAGCAGCAGGCCAGGAAGCCGUUACUCAGACCGACCUGCCUCUAGGAAUACAGGGCGUCACUCCCAACUGGCAGACUCUGAUAUCUAUGAUGAGACUUACUGGGGCAACCCAGAGGAUGAAGAAGAGACCAAUGUCAUGAGUAUCAUGAAGAAUGUCCUGAAGAAGUCAUCACAUAAGUCCUCUGUUCAUAGACAGGACAAUGCUGGGCUGGAGAAGACAAUGGCCUGGCCUCAGAGUGUGUCAGCCAUACAGCACAGGGAGACAGGGCGGCCACCCCGUCCAGUAUCUGCGCGCUCCAUGGGGUCCACCAUGUCCAGGACGGGCAUCCACACGGUGGCUGGCAAAACAAGCGGGGAUGUACUUGAGAAGAGAUCUCACGCAUUCACAGAACCCGAUCGGCCAUUCACCCCACGCACUCUGAAGUCAACACGUGGCUCCAGGCUCCUUGAGUACAAAUACUACACCCCUCCCAAGAAGAGCUCAUCAAAACGUGACAGCAGUGAUAAAGAUGCUCUAGACUCCCAAACAUCACCUAUGCACCAUACAACACCUACGCCCAAACCCAGAAAACGUGCCCCGUCGGCUAAAAAUAGACUGGACAUCACACAGGACUCUGAGAACACCCUGAUGUAUGAGACGUUACAAACACGAGACAUGUCUCGUGCAAGACCCGACAAGACCCAGAUGGUACCGCCUCUAGACAUCUCGGUUGACAAAGACCAUAUGAGCUGGUUACAGGAACAAGCCACCAAGGCCCAGAUCCGUGUCAGCGCCCGGUCCUCACAGGGUGGGAAGGAAGGAGGUGUCGGACAGAGAUCCCCGAGGGAUCUCAGGAGAUCAGGAGAACAGAACAGGGGUUUUGGGUCGGGUAGAUCCUGGGCUCAGGAGAGAUUGUCAUCUGAGGAAGAGGAGCUGAGAUAUGUGGAGUUUGUGAGGGCAGUCACUCAGGAUGUCUUAGACAGGGGCAUAUUUACUAACAGAGUACUUUUGCAUGCAUUUGAGACUCACAUUGAGAAAAACAAACAUCACCUGGAUGAGCGUAAAAUGAGGUCUCUGUUGGCCCAGCUGAGAGAAGAUCUGGGGAUACCAUCCGCUCGUGAGGCUGAUAUGGAUUAUGAAAAUGUGGGACACAGCUCUCGCAGGUCUUCAGGGUAUCGCAGAGGAGAAUUGAACCAUGAGAACACAUUAACACCUCAAUACAAGCCAAGGGCAUACAACUCACUGAGUUUAGACAAGACGGGUACUUACAACCCACAGAGUACAGAGAUACAAAACUCACUGAGUAUGGGCAAGACAGGGGAUUACAGCAUACAUGGUCUAGAGAACACAGGGAUAGGUAACUCACUGAGUAUGGACAAAACAGGGGAUUACAACAGACACGGCCUAGAGAAUACAGGGAUGCACAACUCACUGAGUAUGGACAAAACAGGGGAUUACAACAGACGCGCCCUAGAGAAUACAGGGAUGCACAACUCACUGAGUAUGGACAAGACAGGGGAUUACAACAGACACAGGCUAGAGAACACAGGGAUGCAUAACUCACUGAGUAUGGACAAGACUGGGGAUUAUAACAGAGACGGGCUAGAGAACACAGGGAUGCACAACUCACUGAGUAUGGACAAGACUGGGGAUUAUAACAGAGACGGGCUAGAGAACACAGGGAUGCACAACUCACUGAGUGAAACAGGGGAUUACAACCCACAGGGAUCAGAGGGAACAGAAAUGUACAACUCGCUGACUAUGCAGAAAUCAUUGGCAUACAAUACUAAAGGCUUGGAGAAAACAGGGACAACAACCUGGCUGAGCGAGGAUGAGGGAACAUUGCGAACUACACAGUUAGGGGAGACAACUGAGGACGAGUACUUGAUGACACUUACAGGAGGCAUGCAGACAAAGGAGCCGUCAUAUACAGCCACACUGGAGAAUGAUAGAGAUGAACUGUCGGUCAGCCAGGCCCUGAAGACCUACCAGCUUACCAUACAACAGCAAGACUCUCUGGAAAACCCUCUGGCCGGGGACUACACUAACAACUCUGGUCUAAGCCAGGAAUCUCAGCUAGACCGGGUGGAGAGCAGAGCUGCCUCGGAGGUGUCUGGGAGGUCAGAGCAAGAAACACCCCGGAGCAAGCGGCGACAGAAAAGACAACAGUCACAGGUGUCGAAUGGCUUCAUAGAAAGUGCCUUUCAGUUGGGUGAUGAUGACAAACAGUCUGUGAUGUCCCUGAGCAGAGACAAUGUCGGAAGCCAAGACAGAGUAUCCUCCCCAUCUUCACAGAUCUCCAGGAACUCCCUGAGAAACACUAGACCCCAUCUGAGAGGGGAAGAACAGAAGACAGGUGCUUCCAGGUUCAUUCAUGGAUCUGCCGUGGGGAAUAUGAAAUUUAGUAAUUCUGUCAGUAAUGGCAUGGGGAAAGACAAUAAAUCUGGUGAUCUAGGAGGGUCCAGUCAUGGUCAUGAAAGCCCUGGUGAAAAUGAUGAUGAAUCCAAUGUUGAUCGAUACAAAGACCAUGGUUUUCAAUCCGCAACUCGCAGUGAUCGUGAAUCAGAAGCUGGUGACACCAUGAGUCAUGAAGGUGAACCCGUUGACAACAUUGGUAAAGGAUCUUUCGUUUACCACAAUGGAACAAGAGAUGAUUCUGACACAGCUGAAAAUAUUGCACCCUACAGUGCGUCAGCGAAAAGAUCAUCUAAUGCUAGGCAACAUCAUCGACUCAAGGAUAAAGAAUCCAAUGCUGAGCCACCUGAUGGCGAGGACACCAAUGUUGAUGACUACGAGGAUGACUAUGAGGAGGACAUGGCUGAUGCAGACGAUGAGAAUGCCACCACCCUGACACACAGGUCAUCAGAUGAUGACUUUUAGAUGCCAUAUACUUGGAUGCAUAGGUAUAUAGUAGUACUGCUGACAGUAUUUAUUUUAACAUGGAAACUGCUUAUAUAAAGUGAUAUGCGACCAAUUUACAGAACAUACACUACUAUUGAGUUUAUAGAAGGUAACAUCAGUGCAUUAGGUAAUACUGCUGAUAAAUAAUAUUACAUAUCUGUGAUACAUGUGUUUGUGUUCUAAUACAUAUGUAAAAGAGGUUGAAUUAUAUUUACAAGCACUUCUCAUUUUUGAUCAGUUGUACAGUUUUAUCCAUACUUGUAAUGAUCUGAGAGGAUAGUAACUUCUGAACAAUGUCAUCUUGGUUUUUAUUCGUUUGUCCAUAUAUAGCAAUAUAUAUAUAAGUGAUGUAUUCUCGAGUGCAGCGUAAAACACCAAUCAAAUAAAUAAAUCAUAUAUAGCAAUGAAAGGGGAACAUUACAGGAAGAUGAUGAACUACAGGGCAUGGUUCAAGUGGUUUAAGACUUAAUACCAGAUUUAACUUUAAGCCAAGUCUUCAGUUUUUUAGUAGUGUAACAGUAUAUUAAAUGUAAACAUAAACUGCAGCUGCUAAACUUUGAUUUAGGAGAACUGCAUUAGCUGGUGGGUUUGGCCAAAUGUUAGAUAUAAAAUAUGACUUAAUAUCAGUAUUUGAUAAUACACGUUCGAACAACUGGGCCCACCAUUCAAGCAUUCAGUUAACCACAAACACAUUAAUAUAGAAAACUUUCUGAUAUUAUUAGCCAGAUGUCAGUAAAGAUGCUUGGGAUUGCUUUUCCAGCAUUUUAUUCUGUAAACUUUCGAAUACUUUAAAUCUUACACCUUUUCCACCGGCUACAGCCCGUUUUUAGUGGAACUAAUGCAUACAAUUAUUAUGAAAAUGAUGCUGAAAAUGAUUUGUUGGUGUCAUUAAAAAUGCAAGCUUCAUAAAACUGUGCAAAUUAUUUCUCUACACCCCAUCGUUCUGUCAGGAUAUUGGCUGCAGAGGUGAUUGAAAAGGUUGAAGAAUUAGGGCAGUCGGUAUUGUAAACAAGGGCAGGUAACUCUCACUGGAAUAAUGAAUGAUCAUUGCCUCUGUAUUCAGUUAAUAUACGAGUGCAUUAUAGUCACGGGAAUGAUCGUAGACACAGAUUUGGAAGGAAACCGCUUCAAACCUGUUUUGAGAGUGAGCAGGAUUUCCAUACUGAUACAGAACUUGUGGAAAGUUAAUUUGUAUGACUGUUAGUUUUAUUUGUACUGUGUUAUUUCUUGUCAAUCUUAAUUUUAUUAGUACUACGCAACAUUAAUUUACAGCAUGUUUAGAUAUGCAUGUGUGUUUAACAAGUGUCGACGUGUUUGUUUUAUUCGUAAAGAAGUUAGAACAUUGUAAUCAAAGCUGUACAGUUGUUAAUAUUAUUAUCCUAAUGAGCAAGAUGAAUCUAACCUUGUAUAUUCAUUAUUAUUCAUACAUCUCAUUUACAUCAACUUUUGGAAUUUAUCAGUCGUGUUGUUAACACCUUUUAUUCAUUGAGUUUACUUUAAAUUGGCCUUAUCAUAUGGCAAAUGUGAAUGAAUUGCUCAAUUGGCUAUUUACAUACUUGUAAGGAAUACACUGAUUUACCAAACUGUUUGUGAUAUUACAAAUUCCCGUCCAUCGUGUGCAUACAUUAUAUGUACAUGUGUUACAUUGUGUGAUGCUUUGAGGUUUUAGCAUCAAAUGUUUUAAUUAUCCUGAUCCAAUUGUUUGCAUAUGUAGCUUAUGACUUCCAUGACAAAUGUGUUUAAGUUGACAUAGAAAGGCCAUUUGCAUGUGGAAGCAAAGAAGACUUGGUACUGUUAGACUCGGGCCUUUUACCCUUUGUUGACUUUUAGCAUAAUAUGCCUUACCUGUAUAUGCCUCUUAAUACAUGUACUAUUUAUAUGCAUUCUAUGUGCAUUUUUGAGGAUUCCAUCAGUCUGUAAUAGUAUCUCCGUCCAUAUUUUUUACAGUCGAACACCGUGUAUUCUGUAUGUAACUUUUGCAUUAACAACAUGCUUUCGCUAUACAUUUGUUAAAAGAAACAAAAUAAAGCAAAGUUUUAUUGCAUGUAGAUGUUA
Liolophura sinensis is the source of this 5302-nucleotide messenger RNA. RefSeq lists its product as uncharacterized. The record is from RefSeq and is a predicted model, not a curated record. Lineage: Eukaryota; Metazoa; Mollusca; Polyplacophora; Chitonida; Chitonidae. Gene Ontology annotation, cellular component: axoneme; ciliary basal body. Gene Ontology annotation, biological process: microtubule cytoskeleton organization. Bases 161 to 3226 code for a protein of 1021 amino acids. The transcript has 10 exons.